Molecule: messenger RNA, 774 nt
Organism: Phytophthora nicotianae INRA-310
Lineage: Eukaryota; Oomycota; Peronosporomycetes; Peronosporales; Peronosporaceae
Exons: 1
Coding region: 1-774 (257 amino acids)
Source: RefSeq, a predicted model, not a curated record
AUGGCACCGCAGCUAGCGCAGCAGGAGGAUGAAUCCGGUAGUAAUGAACUAGAACGUGAAGCUGACAGUGACGAUAUCGUUGGGACUCGGAACGAUAUUGAUGGCACAAUUGCCAACAUGCCAUGUGAUGAUGAGGCUCCCGUAAACGACGGAAGAAUCGACGACUUUUGCCAUGUUUUCUCUGAAGACGACGACGCGGCUAUGGAUACCGACGGAGGGAGUCUGCUAAUCUUCCCGACUACAGGAACUGACUUAUUACGAUCGAGUAUAGUUCAUCAAGAACUGCUGGACCCGACAGCAGAAUGUACGGCUCGCACCGCCAUUGAUCUUGCCAACGGCGAUCACGAACUGGCGUUGUCGGUGGCAGGGUUAGAGGAAUGGGUCAAGGAUCCAACGAGCGACGAAGCUGAACUUCCCCCGGCCGGUUUCACGCGUGAUGAACGGUCCGCCGAUGUGAUAGAACUCAUCCAGAGCGCACUAAAGUCGGAUCGUGAGUGGUCUCCGCCAAACCAGCAGCAUGACUGGCCACCACCAACACCACUGCGACCGUACCCUAGCAUUAGCGACGUCUUCACAGCAUUUACACUCAAACGACGUCAACAUACAGCGUUCAUGCUGGUAGCAAGAGCACUACUUCGUCGUUUCCAGCAACAAGAACGCGCCAAUGUUCACAAGUUGCUGACUAUCGCGCUUGCGACUUCGAGUCCCGACUACGAGACGACCAGCUGCUCAUGUUCCUUGGUGGUGCCGGUGGCACCGGCAAGAGUCGUGUAG